AUGUGUGGGUUCCAGGGUUCGAGUUUUACAACAUCCAGCGUGUACUCCAAUAUCCCUUCAGCUAUGCCCGUCACCACAGCCUCAACCACAGCAACUCACCAGGAAUUUAACAGCUACAAUUCGCUGGGACAGGGUCAGUUUUCCCAGUACUACACUCUGCCCACCAGUUAUGUGCCGGCAGGGCUGCCCAGCAGUGAUGACCAUGCUGCAGGUGCGGGUGUAGCCAGAUAUUCUGUUGUGAAGUUAGAGGAUGCUGCUGCAGAAGGACUGCCUCACAGCGAUGCAUCACCACAAGAGAGCCUCCCGACAGGAACUGCCCUUCCUACUAGUGUGGCUACUUCUGCUGGAGCCAAGGACCAGGAUGAAGUUGGAUGCAGGAACUUUGUUGGAAAAGCCAAAGGGAAGGGCAAGAAGCCCGACAGCAGCCCCGCAACUGACAGUGACCUGGAGCGCAUUUUUCUGUGGGAUCUGGAUGAGACCAUUAUUAUAUUCCACUCACUGCUCACUGGCUCCUACGCACAGAAGUUUGGCAAGGACCCAGCGACUGUCCUGAAUUUGGGUUUACAGAUGGAGGAGUUGAUCUUUGAGCUUGCAGAUACCCCUUUCUUCAAUGACCUAGAAGAGUGUGAUCAGGUUCAUGUUGAGGAUGUGGCUUCUGAUUACAAUGGACAGGAUCUGAGCAACUACAACUUUUUGACGGACGGCUUUAAUGGCCCCAGUGGUGGAGCUUCAUCUGGGGCCAACACGGGCGUCCAGGGAGGAGUAGAAUGGAUGCGUAAACUAUCCUUCCGUUACUGCCGGUUAAAAGAAAUCUACAACAGCUACAAAGGGAAUGUUGGAGGUGAGGGAAUGUUUAAGGGCCUGUUGAGCCCAAUGAGGAGAGAGCUGCUUUUACGGCUUCAGUCUGAGAUUGAGAACAUUACAGAUGCCUGGCUCAACACGGCGCUCAAGUCUUUGCUGCUCAUCCAGUCCAGAGGCAAGUGUAUGAAUGUCUUGGUCACCACUACUCAGCUGGUCCCAGCUCUGGCGAAGGUCCUGCUUUAUGGCCUGGGACAUGUAUUCCCCAUCGAGAACAUCUAUAGUGCCACAAAAAUAGGGAAAGAGAGUUGUUUUGAGAGGAUCAUCUCGCGCUUUGGCAAAAUAACUUAUGUGGUUAUUGGUGACGGUCGAGAUGAGGAGUUUGCAGCAAAACAGCACAACAUGCCUUUCUGGCGGAUCUCCACACAUGGCGACCUUGUGUCUCUGCACCAAGCCUUGGAACUGGACUUCUUGUAAGAGCAACAGAUGGGUGUAGAAUGAAGUGCAAAUCAUCGUCCUGGUGGCUAGUGGAGUGACACUGUGCAGCCGUAAUGAUACACACUUGCAUAUUAAACACACCUGCCUGCUCUGACUCGCGACGGUAAAGUACAGA
Molecule: messenger RNA, 1411 nt
Organism: Thalassophryne amazonica
Lineage: Eukaryota; Metazoa; Chordata; Actinopteri; Batrachoidiformes; Batrachoididae
Product: eyes absent homolog 3-like
Biological process (GO): cell differentiation; multicellular organism development; positive regulation of DNA repair
Cellular component (GO): nucleus
Molecular function (GO): protein tyrosine phosphatase activity
Source: RefSeq, a predicted model, not a curated record